Messenger RNA from Gigantopelta aegis, 10562 nucleotides. Its product is annotated as papilin-like. Gene Ontology annotation, molecular function: serine-type endopeptidase inhibitor activity. Bases 486 to 6113 code for a protein of 1875 amino acids. The transcript is spliced from 35 exons. Gene Ontology annotation, biological process: extracellular matrix organization. The record is from RefSeq and is a predicted model, not a curated record. NCBI's taxonomy places the organism in Eukaryota, Metazoa, Mollusca, Gastropoda, Neomphalida, Peltospiridae.
CUCGUAAAUACACGUAAAGCUGAAUAAGUAGUUUUUAAUAUUUUGGUUCUGCGAUCUCUUUUUUUUUUUUUCAUUCACUAAGUAUAGUAAUCGUCUAUCACUGCGUGUAUCUGUCACCGAGGCGGGCCUCCCUAUGUUCAACUUGGUAUCGUCCAGGUAAAGGCGCCCAGUAUUGAAUGUUUGUGAGUGACGGGGAUAUGACGGACACCGCUAGACCUGCAAAAAUUACACGAUGAACUGAAAAGCUUUUUAAAAGAUUCACAACACGCAAAUUCACACAAAUCGGAAUUAUUUUAUGUGUGCCUCGAUUGUUCAUCUAUUUGGAUCUUUUGGACAGUUUCUUCAAACUCAAGGUUGGAGGGAUUACUGGACGGAUUACCAUAAACUGCGUCUAUGUUUACAAGACAAUAAAAUUCCAGAUGAGGACCUGCAGGAUAUAGUGUACAGAUUUAUUUAAAGAACGAGCACCAAGGUCCAUCACGCUAAUGGAUUACCUACCCCUGCUCUUGUUGUUGACAGCCACGGCAGAAAUAUUGUGUGAUGACGGGAGGUGGGACAAAUGGAGUGAUUUCACGCCAUGUUCUCGGACGUGUGGGGGUGGGGUGAAGUCACGGAGACGAGGCUGCAUUCACACAAGUCCAGGUGUUGGCAAUGGUUGUUCGGGUCCAUCUGUUAAAUACGCGUCAUGUAAUACACAGAUCUGUCCACAGACUUCUGAUUUCCGACAUGAGCAGUGCGGAGAGUUCAACAGAACGGAGGUCAGGAUGAACGGACACCACGAGACUCAUAGCUGGAUUCCUCAUUUUGAUGAAAUGAACAGAUGUUCCUUGAAAUGUCGCGCAGUGGGGACCAGUAUUGUGAAAGAGUUGAGGGAAAAGGUUGUGGACGGGACUCAGUGCGACAGUCCUGAUGGUUUUGGAAUCUGUGUGGCUGGGGCCUGCCAGCCAGUAGGUUGUGACCGUGUGAUUGGCUCGUCCACGCAGGAAGACAAGUGUCGAGUGUGCGGCGGUGACGGCAGUGCUUGUAAAUCUCACUCCGGACACUUCCGCGACCACAACCUAAAUGUAGGUUACCAUGAGUUUCUCACAAUUCCACAAGGGGCAACCACUAUUGUCGUGGAACAGACGACAGAAAGUAUCAACUACUUUGCUGUUAAGACCAAAGGCGGUCACUACCAUCUGAAUGGUGGGCGAGACAAGACUGGGCAGAAGGAGUUCGCAGGGACAGUCUUCAAGUACAUGAACGAGAAGUCCAACAAUGAAAGCCUAGAGUCCAUCACGGCCAGAGGACCAAUCAAUGAAACACUCGUCUUUGUGCUUGCGACACGAGAUGGUAAAGCAGGAGUUCGCUAUGAGUAUUCCAUACCGCAGACACUCUUACACAAGGCGUCUCCAUCAGACAGAUACACGUGGGUGCACGGCAGGUGGACAGGGUGUUCGCGCGAGUGUGGCACUGGCUACCAACUUCGAGCCAUUUCCUGCAUAGACCGUGAGUCAGGCAGGUCAGUGUCAGAAAGACUGUGUCCAAGACGAGAGAUUCCGAUAAGAAACCAGACAUGUUUUAAUGGUCCCUGUGCCGAGGACAGAACUAAUGGAUACAGCUGGGUCCUCGGCCACUGGGGUGAGUGUUCCGUGAGCUGUGGUGACGGGGAGCAGACCCAGCUGGCGUACUGCCAGGAGAAGGGGACGAUGGGUCAGACCAUCUACGUGUCGGAUGACAUCUGUGUGCGCUAUCUCCACCCGAAACCCCAGUACAAGAGAGUGUGUGAGGAGACCAGCGGCUGCCCUCACUGGGCCACCAGUCCGUGGAGCGAGUGCAAUGUGACAUGUGGCUAUGGCUACCAAACUCGCAGGGUGUACUGUCAACAGGAGGCCGACUCACCUAAUGACGUACCACAGGUGCUUUCUGACAGAAAGUGUAAAAAUCUGAACAAACCUGAGGACAUCAAGGUGUGUCUACUCGGCCAGUGUCCUGAUGGGAGGAACGCCAAAAUCCAUCACUCCACGACAACAAUAUCUGUAGACGUAGAAAUGCAUAAUGAGGGUAGACUGCUAAACCUUGACUGUUCCGCAACCAGUUAUGGGUGCUGUCCAGAUGGGAAGACGGCAGCUAAAGGAUAUCACCAUAAAGGAUGCCCCAGUACAGAGACUGAUCGCUGCAGUUUGGAGCAGUCUCGAGGGCCGUGUGGGAAUUACACGUUGAAGUGGUAUUUCGAUUCUCAGGCCAGCACGUGUAACAUGUUCUGGUAUGGAAGUUGUGGAGGAAACGACAACCGCUUCGACACAGAAGAAGAUUGUAAAGACUAUUGUUUGAGGGAUAACAAAGAAGAUAACCAGAUAGUGUCAAUAGAAUGUGGUACCAGUGACUAUGGCUGCUGUCCAGAUGGCCAGACAUCAGCGUCGGGGCCGAACCAGGAGGGGUGCGCGACUACAGUGGUGACAUCUCGCAGUGCAUGCCUGACGGCUAGGUACGGGUGCUGUGAUGAUGGGUCGACAUUCGCACAGGGUCCUAACAAACAGGGUUGUCCAGGUUCCACGGCCACACAGACGGACUGCAGGUACUCCAUGUAUGGCUGCUGUCCAGGCACGACACAGGCAGCAUCAGGGCCAGAUGGUCAGGGCUGUAAGAGUCACAGUCACACAACUGCUGCUGCUGGUGGAUUUGAUACAGCGUCGUGCAGUAAGGAGAAGGCCGGUGGCAAAUGCACUGAAUACAGUGUCCAGUGGUACUACAACACCAAGAUGGGCUCCUGCACACAGUUCUGGUAUGGCGGCUGUGGUGGCAACGACAACCGCUUCCCAAACAAAACUGACUGCGAGGACGCCUGCAUUCAUGUCAAGGGACCAAGUAUAUGCCGUCUGCCCAUGACAAGUGGACCGUGCAGAGCAGCUCACCCACGAUUUUAUUUUGAUUACAUUAGUGCUGAAUGUCGGCCAUUUACCUAUGGUGGUUGUCAUGGCAACCCUAACAGGUUUCUCACCAGGAAGGAGUGUGAAACGAAGUGUUCUGACUCAACAUACAUUGAUUCAGAAGAUGACGACAAGCCUGUACUAUUGGGGGGAUGUCAGUCUACUCGGUAUGGAUGUUGUCCUGAUGGGGUCACAGGGAAAGUUGAUGCACAUGAUAACUGUGCCAGUGGUAGAACUUCUUGUCAGACUAGUCCAUAUGGCUGUUGUGAAGAUGGCGAGACUACUGCCUCGGGUCCUGACUAUGAAGGCUGUGAUCCAGUCGGCUCUGGUGAUGAACCCUGUCAUGACUCAUACUAUGGCUGUUGUCCUGAUGGUGUUACCAUGGCAACAGGACCAGAUGGACAGGGAUGUCAUACUGAGUGGACCACAACUCCUGCUCCAGUUGCAGGUGCAAAUGAAGACGUGUGUAGACAUGAUAAGAGUAAAGGCCGGUGUAAGGACUAUGUGGUUCAGUGGUUCUUCGACUCGACCAGUCAGCGGUGUGACCGGUUCUGGUACGGCGGCUGUGAUGACAGUGGGAACCACUUCAAGGAUGAAGCAGCCUGCAGGGAGCGGUGUCUGUCUGUCGUCCAGACAACGGCGCCACCGACCACACCCAGACCCAGGACAAGAGUACAUGUUUGUGACCAGCCCAGAGUGGUGGGGCCAUGCAAGGCAGUGCGCCAGCGAUGGUACUAUGACCGAAGACGGCGCCAGUGUAUGUCCUUUCUAUAUGGAGGCUGCAGCGGCAAUGAUAACAACUUCAUGUCACAGGAAUCAUGUCAGAGAUCUUGUGAGACGGCAGUGGCCACCCCAGCUCCAACACCAGCUGUGGCAACAAAAAGCACUACGACUAUGACAGGGACAGAUUCUGUGGCUCUGGGCCAGACGAUUCAGCUCAAGUGUGUGGCCACUCCACGGGGCGUCCAGGCAGCAUACGACAUCGAGUGGUUCCUCAAUGGCAAAAAGAUCGACCCGCACAAGAACACGUCCAAGUUGAAGGUCGUUCAGCGACUGGCGCAGGGCACGAGGAACCAGGUGGCAGAGCUCACGGUUUACAACGCCAACCACGACGACGCUGGGACAUACUACUGCCGCAGCAUGCCAUUCGGUAUUGUCGACAGCUCUGUCGUGGAUGUUCUUAAAGAGCCUGCUCCUGUCACCAGGGCUCCUGCUCCUGUCACUAGGGCUCCUGCUCCCUCGAAACCAGCGUCUACGGACCCAAGUGUUAUUUGUAUGGAGACCAAGAAGACCGGGAACUGCUAUGCUCUGAUUCCCCGAUGGUUCUAUAACCACCUGGAAGGGAAGUGCCAGCAAUUUCAGUACGGCGGGUGUGGUGGAAACAGCAACAAUUUUGAAUCGCAGAGUCAAUGUGAGGAAACCUGCUCAGCAGAAAAUGUAUGUAAACUGCCAUCAGUCACUGGUCAUUGCCAUGGAUACUUCAAACGCUGGCAUUAUGACUCUCACACUGAGAAAUGUCAAGAAUUUGUCUACGGUGGCUGUGAAGGAAAUCCUAACAACUUUGAAACUAAAAGUUCCUGUGAAGGGAAGUGCAGGAGUCAUACACAGACUGGGUCUGCAGUGACUGGCACGGCCGUCUGCUCACUCCCCAGGAAUGGCGGCAACUGCAACGGCUACAACAUCGUGUGGUAUUACGACCUGGAUCUACAGCGAUGCCGGCGCUUCAUCUACACUGGGUGUGGCGGCAACGAGAACCGGUUUGACUCAGACGCAGAGUGUCUACAGCUGUGUGACGGUGUCUCCAAAGAUGGCAUGAUAGUCCGACCCACGUCAAGGCCGCGGGUCACAUCACGACCUGUUCCCCGGGCAACACCUCGACCCACUUCCAGACCAACAACUGCAGCACCAGCACCUGAAGCUGACCCGUGUAAGAUGUCAUCAGACAAUGGGCGCUGUGCGUCUGGCAGUAAUUACACGAUCUGGUGGUACUAUGACAGUGAAAAGGCAUACUGCACACGCUUUUACUACGGCGGCUGUGGAGGAAAUGCAAACAGGUUUAAGAACCGAGAAGAUUGUGAAAACGAAUGUAUUCAUGGAAAGAAAGAAGCAAAGACCACACCUUAUCCCAGGCAGCACCGGCCCACCACUGCAGCCCAGACUGACUGCCGGUACUCGUCAUAUGGGUGUUGUGAUGAUGGCUACACCUCCGCUAUUGACAAAGCACAUUCUAAUUGUUUUGAUGAUGAACCAAAUGUGAUAGCACGGGAAGAUGGAGACAGAACGACACUGUUUGUGAAACAAGGAAGAACCGUAACUCUCAACUGUAAACUGAUCUCAAACAGUCUCUACAGUGGCAUCACUUGGUACAGAGAUGGAUUUUUGUUGAGAUCGAGCAAUCGUUUCAAUAUUUUGUACAACGGAUCUCUGACAAUAACCCACUUGACUCAUCGAGAUUCCGGUUCAUACGCCUGCCGUGUUAAUGGUGGCAACCAAGUAGGACAGGUGCAGAGGUUUAAAGUCCAUGUCCGAGUUCCCUUGAGGAUUCUGCCGUCCCCCGAGACGAUCAUCGUGAAGCCUGGUGAGAACGCCUUCCUGCACUGUCAGGUGUUUGGCAACCCGCAGCCUGACGUCACCUGGACAAAGAACGGCCGCAAGGUGCUGACCAAUGGCCGCCACCACGCGUUUAACAACGGGACACUGAUCAUCACGACGGUCAAGGAGCACGACGUUGGGGACUAUGAGUGCCGUGCAGACAACGGUGUGUCAGGGAGCGCCAAACGCACAGUCAAACUUGUUAUUAAAGAUACAGUGACUGCCAAGUUAGAUCCCUAUAAAGGCAAGGUUAUAGAAGGUGGCACUAUCCGGCUGCGGUGUAAAGGCAAGGGUCACCCGCGGCCCCGCCUGCAGUGGGAGAAAGACGGAAAGGUUCUGGAGAACAGUGAUCGCGUGUACCUGACUCACGGUGAGCUGGUGAUCCGGAGUGCGGUGCUCGACGACUCGGGCGUGUACACGUGUGUGGUGAGCAACCAGCGGGAGGAGGCGCGCGCGGUCACCACCGUGCAGGUCACCAUGCCACAAUUAUCAGACAAAUGUGAAAAUAGUUUAAGUGAAAUGAACUGCAAAAUUAUUCUGCGAGCAGGUUUGUGUGGUCAUCGGAUGUUCUCUAAAAUGUGCUGUAUUUCAUGUAGGAGGCAUCAUGGUUGAAUAUAAUGCAUAUUUAAAUAAUCUCCCCUGACGGUGAGACGCAGAAUUCAGUGUUAGGACGGUGUCACACUUGUCACUCGUGUUCAAACCAAUCUGGUACUUUGGAGGAAUGGUGCUCUCUCUCUCUCUCUCAAACGAACUGCUGGGAAAACAAUUAUACAUCUUGUAUCAUUUGAGUAAGAAAACCAAAGAUUGACAAAAGACACAUUACUCAUCUAGACAAUUAACAAUUGGUGGUCACAUUGAAAAGGGAAGGUACAUUUGAGAUGAAUUUGUAAUAACGUGUUUGCUAAGGGUAGGCUUGUUUAACUUAUGAAAGGAAAAAAAAGAUGUGUAGACAAUGAACAAUUGGUGGUUACAUUGUAAAUUGGAGAUCUGUUUGAGAUGGAUUUGUAAUAUAAUGUUUGAUAAGAGGUUUUAACUUAAAGAGGUCGUAAACAAUAUAUAUUUAGUGUUGGUGCAAUGCAGCUGCAGUAAUGAAAUUACAAAAUUCCUAUGGAAGGAUCAUAAUUAGAUUAUAUAACGGUUAUCUAGUUUGUGUUAGUCUAAUGCAGAACUUAGAAAGCAGGUCUUGGUAGCUUACCAUGUAUUUCACUCUUUAUUUAAAGCAUUAAUGUCAUUGUUUUUAAAUUAUAAAGAAAUAAUAUAUAUUAUAUAGGUGUCUUUUCUGUUUUUGUUAUACAGGAAUUGUCACUUAAUUUUCUUAACAGUUUUUCUUCAUGUAUAUCAUUACUAAGGUGUGAUGGUGGUAAAUUGAUUUUGUGCGGUUAUGAUGUGGGAAAUUUAAUUGAAUGGUUACCAUAUUUGAUGACAGAAACAGAUUUGGUAAAUACUUAAAGUUGGAAAAUGUUCAGAAGACAAAUUAAUCAAUAAAAAACCUAUUAUUUACAAAUAACUAUAAAACUAAAACAAUUCAAGCUGGUUGUUUGAAUAAGCUGUCGCAGUUUAAAAUAUGGUAAACAUCUUUUUGUAAAACAUAAAAUGUAAUCACAAGAAAUGGUUAGCGUAUGACCAUGAGAAGUCUUCAGAAAGAUGAAAGACUGUAUGUAUUACAAAUGUAUGUCUUAAUCAGUUACCAGUUAAAUCUCGGCAUUAUUUUGUGUGUGACAGUUCUCUGGCCUAUCACUUUUCAAUCUCAGGUAUCUCGCACAGUAAGCAAUAAACUAGCAUUUUAUUUAUUUUUGUACCUUUUAUAAUUGAAAAUAAUCUUGUUUCUUUGCUGUUUAGUGAUGAACUUAAUGCUGUAGUAACUCCUUGAUGCUGGAGAGAUGAGUGUGUAACAGUUCCAUUCUUUCAGUGUUCUUUCAAAGUACAUCAUGAACUAGACAUGGACUAUUGUAUUACCUUCAAAAUCUGUAAAGGCAUUGCUAAAUAUAAAACAAAAUUUACUAUUUGCCAAGUCAAGUAUAAUAUAUCAACUAAAUAUCUUCUUCAUACUAAGUCGAAGAAUUGUUAUUGAAUUAAAAAAAUAUUUGUAACAGUAUUUUGACUUAUUCCUUAGAAUGAAAAUUGUAAUACUCAGCAGUAGGUUUGAAGAAAUGUAAAAAAAUUAUUAUAAUAAAUAUGUCACACUUAACAUAUUGAUGUAAUAUUAGUCUUCCCACUGAGUGUUUUACCAGAUACAUGUAUAUGUUUUAUAUUAUUGAAUGUUACAAGGGGGGACUAGAAAACUUCUAGGCUAAAUUAGGAAGGGAAUACAUUACUUUGCAUAUAAGCAGCUCAACACUUUAGAAAGUGAUCCAGUAUAUAUGAAUAAAUAAACUAGAUGAUUCAUUUAUUUUUCAAAAAAGCAGAGGAAGCACUGCAACUGCAAAGUUCUCUGCAAGAGAAAAAAAUAAAUUAAAACGCCAAAAUGGUUCCAUCAAUGUGCUCAGUCUUUUUGGCUUUCAAGAGAAGACUACUGGUGAUUUACCCCCUCAAAGGACCAAACAAUAACCUGGAAAUACUAUGCUAAUCUGCUAAAGCAGCUGCAUGAAAAUAUUUCAGUUAAACAUUGCUUAAAACCUAUGAAAGGUGUGAUGUUCCAUCAAAAAAAAGUUGGAGUUGGAGAGGACAAGUGCUUCCAUUGGUUUAAUUGUAAAAUAGAUGUAUUUAGUUUCAAUAUAUUUGUUAACUUUCUGAAGUGUUGGACAUUCUUUCUGCAAAGUUUUAUUAGCAUAAUUUAUUCCCUUCCUAUUUAGGUCACAAACUUUAAAUCACCCCUCGUACGCCAGUGUAACAACAUUAAGUAUGGUACUGUUUAUAUUGUUAGUAAGUUUGUACUUUAUUGAUGCAUUUAUUGUUCAGCCCAUUGUUUUCAUUUUGUUUCUGUGUCAAAUGAGAUGCAGAUAUAUUUUUUCUUGAGUUUUCCUGUGUAUAAUUCUACCAAUUGAAUAUGGUGCUGUUUUUAAGUUAGGAAGAUAUUUAUUAGAUUUAGCUAAAUUAUAUCAUGGUUGGCAUAAUUAUGUCUGUAUGCAAAUAAAACCAUUUAAGACUAGACCAGCUAGCAGAGUAUGAUAUGUUUGAUAUGUGCAUUUUGAGCUUCAAAGGCACCAUGGGAUUCUCACCUAACAAAACAAUUGGGUGUUUUAUCUUUUAUAGCACCAUGGGAUAAUGUCCUAGCAAAACUGAUAUUUUGUAGCACCAUGGAUUCUGGCCUAGCAAAACAUUGGAUUCCAAUUAUUAUUAUUAUUUUAUUUUAUUUUUAUAGCAACAUGAGACUGUGGUAUCAGACAGAACCAUUGAUUCUAAUAUUUUAUAGUACAACUAAUCAUUUUAUAGUACAACUAAUCAUUUCUACAACCAUGAAUGCCGACUCCAGUACAAUUAAAUGACAUUUUUAGCAAUGCCUUGCAUUCUGACUUCAGAAAUACUAGCAUUGUGGGCCUAUAGAAAUAUUAUGGAAAUUGACCGUAGACAUUAGGGUUUUGACCACCUCUGGUAAUGUCAUACUGUAGAUUGUGACCUCAAGCUGUGUUGCCUUCUAGUAGUCGUGAGGAUGCCAUGUCUAGCAAUGCUAUGUGUUCACCUCAUCGGCACCAAAGAUGCUCAUUUCUAACAGUACCUCAAGUUUUGUAUAUCAGACUUUCAAAUUGUUUUAUGUCAAUAAUGCAAAAUUAAUGGGUUCCACUUUUACUAGAAAUCCAGCCAAGUCAUAUUAUGUUUAAUAUGUCGCAUUACUAGUAUUAUAUUUUAAUGGAUUGUUACUGAAAAACUGUACCAAAAUGCAUCUGCUGUAGAGUAACUACCUCACAAUAAAGUCUUAACUAGUUUGUUUAGUAUGUGUAGUGUCACCAGAUUUGAUCAUUUUCAAGUUGUAUGACGAUUGUUUUGUACUUGCCAGCAAUUAUUUAUAAAAAGACUGUAAUUCUGUGAUGGUCAUGAUGAUCAUUGGUUUAUGGCAUCAAGUAAAGAUCAAGCUUUACACAUAGUUAAAGGGAUAAUAAAGAAACAUGCUUGUAAAUCCUUAACUAGGGGAAUAUAACCUUUUAAUGAAAUUGUGCAUUUAUGAGCAGUUAAAUAUGAAGUCCAUAUUAGAAUAUGUGGCUGGCUGUACAUGUUUUCCAAGUCUGGGAAUUAGUCGAGACAGAUAUCAUGUUUUGCAUACUUUGCAUGUUAAUUUCUUUUUAUAAUGUGGUGCUUAUAAAACUGAGAAAUGCUCAGCUUUGUUUUUGUUCAAAAUACAACUUCAUUUUUCACAUGGGUUAAAAAAUCUACAUAAGAAAUAUAAAAUGAAUAGAACUUAUUUCAGUAUCAUCGGUAUUGGUAACAGCAACACAUUUUCUGACAAACUGGUAACAUAACAGUCUCUUUCAUUCACUAAACUACAAUGUGUUCCUCACUUACUGGUUUCCUUCUAUACUCAUAAUCGCCCAAAUAAAAUACUGAAAUGGCAGCUUGCUCUUCUGCCAUUUCCAAAUGAAGAGGAUCGGUAAACCAGUAAAAGUUUGUCUACUAUCAAGGUCUAUACAAAAAGCACUUCUCACAUUAGAUUUUAUUUAUUAGCAUCAGACUAUGGAAAAGAACUCUGAAGUUUCAUCCAAGUGAUGAUCUAAUUUGCUUUGCUUUAAAAAAAUGUCUUAAAAUGAAAAAUGAAACUAUUAUCUCAUAAAAUCUCCGAAUUCUACUUCUCGGAGCCUGAUAACUUGACUUGUAAAAUGUUCUUUAAAAUAUUUCAGGCUUUAAUAAAUGUUUUAUCUAAUUUUUUAUAUUUAUAGCUCAUGUAGCAGGUCUGUUGUGUUUUGUUUGUAUAUUCUUUUAUGUAUAUUUGAACGUAGUAUAUUUUAGAUUAAAUAUAAAAAUAAAAAUCUUAUUCACUGAAUAAUAUUUGAUCAGUUUAUUGUCCACAGUACCAGUAAUUAACUGGUUAUAUUUGUGUUAAUUAACAGUAUAGGUUUUGCAAAUCUGUAUUUCUUAUUAUAUGAAACUGAAAUAGUCACAAGAUUUGAUAAAUUCAGUGUAUUGAUUUAC